Messenger RNA from Macadamia integrifolia, 2928 nucleotides. RefSeq names its product protein FAR1-RELATED SEQUENCE 5-like. The transcript has 3 exons. Gene Ontology annotation, molecular function: zinc ion binding. The record is from RefSeq and is a predicted model, not a curated record. NCBI's taxonomy places the organism in Eukaryota, Viridiplantae, Streptophyta, Magnoliopsida, Proteales, Proteaceae. The coding region runs from base 426 to 2645 and encodes 739 amino acids. Gene Ontology annotation, biological process: regulation of DNA-templated transcription.
CCAAUUUGUUUGUGCCUUGUUUAUUGAAGCUUGACCUAAGACGUGUACUCAAAUUCGAUUCCCUUCCCACACGAUUCGUUGAAAACCAGUUUGGUACGAUCCGAGCCGGUUUCAAACCAAACCUAAAACUUAGAACCCUUUCUCCAAUUCUCUUCCAAAACAAGCCCUAAUUCAAUACCUUCGUCCCAUCCCUCGUCUCAGUUACCUCCAUCCUCUUCCGGGCGAUAAUCCAACAAUUUCUUUUCGGUUUCAAUUCAGAAGGAAGAAGAAAAGAAGCGGAACAAGUUGGAGUGUUUGUUCUCUUUCUGUUAAAUCGACUUGAAACCAGUGUAUAUGCUAGUAAUUGCAUAGGAGCUUCCAAGUUUGCGGAGGUACCGGAGGUUGAAUGCAAUUACGCUGUUGCUGAGAACUUUGCGGAUCUAAUAAUGCAAAGUGAAAGCCAAGUUGUGGAUAGGAUUUUAUCUUCGUAUGAAAAUGAUGAAGAGUAUAAUUUCUUCGGUGGAGAUGAAGAAAACCAAGAUUUUGUGGAAGAGGAUGAAGGAGGAGAUGAGGGAAAGCAAGGUGAUGAGCAGAUGAAUGAUGCUAUCACUCAAAGGCAAGGAGAAGGUAUUGCGGGUCCGGAUGAGAAUGAUGAGUUUUGUCCAUUUGUUGGCAUGGAAUUUGCAACCCAAGAUGAGGCACAUGUCUUCUAUAUUCGUUAUGCUAGAAAGAUGGGAUUCAGUACUCGAAAGCAUUCAACUUCUAAAUCCCAACGUACUGGCAAAGUAAUAGGUCGUUGCUUCUGUUGUUCCCAUCAAGGAUAUAGUAAUGCCAAAACCAUCAGAGUGGAAGAUAAGAAAAAACUACGCCCAGAAUCAAGAACAGGGUGCAAGGCAAUGAUGUGGAUAAGAAGAAAAAAAGGAGAUAGAUGGGUUGUAAGUCAGAUUAUAAAAGAGCAUAACCAUAUUUUGGCAUCUCCGAGCACCAGGAACAAGCUUCAUCCUCACAGAAAAAUAACUGAAGAUCAAGGGGAGGUUGUCCAAAACAUACAUUCAAGUGGACUUCAAACUAAUCUCAUGAUGAACUUUAUGCAUCUUGAAACUGGGGGAAGUCACCAUCUUGACUUUGCAUUAAGAGACUCGAGGAAUUUUUUGAGUACGAGACGACAAAGAGAGCUUCCAAAGGGAGAUAUAGAAAUCAUACUUGAUUACUUUGACUGUCAACGAACAAAAAAUCCUUUAUUCUUCUAUUCAAUUCAAGUUGAUUCAGACGGUCAAAUGACAAACUUUUUUUGGGCUGAUGCUAGGUCAAGAUUAGACUACCAUUUUUUUGCUGAUGUGGUUUGUAUUGACUCAACAUAUGGCACAAGUAGGUACAAUAUGCCUUUUGUCCCAAUUGUAGGUAUUAAUAAUCAUCAUCAGACUGUGUUAUUUGGUGCUGCAUUACUUUUUGAUGGAGCAGAAGAGUCAUUUGUGUGGCUGUUGGAAACAUUUAUGCGGGCUGUGGAUGGCCUGCAUCCCAAAGUAAUUUUUACUGAUCAAGAAUCAGCAAUUGCAAGUGCAAUAAGUCGAGUUUUUCCAGGUACACAUCAUCGGUUUUGUUUAUGGAACAUAAUGGGAAAUGCUGCAAACUACAUGCCUCAUAUAUUUAAUGCUCAUAGUGGGUUUGCUCGUGACUUUGAGAAUUGCUUGUGUGGUGGUGAGACAGAUGGGGAGUUUGAAUCUAUCUGGGAAGGGAUGCUUUUGAGUUAUGGCUUGGGGGGAAAUCUAUGGCUCAUGAGGUUGUAUGAAAAGCGAGAGAAUUGGGCAUGGAUUUAUACACGUGAUAUAUUUUGUGCAUCCAUGUGCACCACUCAUCAUAUUGAAAGCAUAAAUGCUUACUUUGAUAGAUACCUGAAAAGGAAUAUGCCUUUAUGUGAAUUUUUAAAGCACUGUGAUAAGGCUGUCAUAGCUCGGAGAAAAGUAGAAGACGAUGAAGACCUCGAGACCAACCAUAAGAAGCCCGUUUUGAGGGUUGGCAUGGAUAUUGAAGAAGAGGCAGCUAAAGUUUAUACAAGAACCAUUUUUCGGAAGUUUCAAGAUGAGUUAGUUCAAGGCCUUAAUUACCGUCAUGAAAAAAUUGAGGAAAAUGGAACAAAGUUCACCUAUGGAGUGUGGAAAAGGGAACAAGAACAGGCAAGGUGCAUUGUCACAUUUGAUAGCUCUAACUGUAAUUCCAAGUGUAGCUGCCAGCUGUUUGAACGAGCUGGUUACCUUUGUAGACACAUAUUGAAGAUAUUUGUGGUUGCUGAUGUUCAUAAUAUUCCAACUCAAUACGUUUUGAGAAGGUGGAUGAGAGAUGUGAAAUCAGAACCUCUAGUGAAUGACCAGGGUGAAGAAGUACGAUUUGGAUGUUAUAACCUUAUGUCAAUUCGAUACUCCAAUCUUUACUGUGAAGUACUCAACAUUGCAUCAAAGGCUGCUGUGACUGAUGAAGUGUACAGGAUCGCAUUGAAGGGGCUACACACUGCAUUACAGGAAGUUGAAAUUGCAUUGCAAAAGGUAUCGCUUGGUCCCACAGAGCACUCGAAGGAUGUUGGAAGCACACAUGAUAACAUUGGUCAAGGGCUACCAAAUCUUAGGGUUACCUCUUGGAUUGGCAACUGGCCUGAGCUAGAUAAUGUGUAAAGCUUCCCAUUGAACAUAGUUUCUUUCUGCCAUCAAGUUCUAGCUUUGGCUCAACACUAGGAUCCUCUUCUUAGCCAGAUAGGUUGUGGGUGGCCUAGAUGUUGGAUGGCCAAGUUUGUUGUAAUGUUUGGAAUGAAUGAGGUGUAAGCUCCAUUCAUGAUGAUGGGUUGGUGGCCUGUCGCAAUGACAUCUUGUAAAAAUUUAGCCAUAUCUGUUUUGUAAAUAUUAAGGAUCAUGAUAGUCUUUGUAUAAGUAGUUCUUUAUCUGGAGGAAUAUUCCUUGA